This is a messenger RNA of Emiliania huxleyi CCMP1516, 2690 nucleotides long. RefSeq lists its product as hypothetical. Gene Ontology annotation, cellular component: plasma membrane. The transcript is spliced from 17 exons. Lineage: Eukaryota; Haptophyta; Isochrysidales; Noelaerhabdaceae. Gene Ontology annotation, molecular function: calcium-activated cation channel activity. The record is from RefSeq and is a predicted model, not a curated record. Bases 603 to 2690 code for a protein of 695 amino acids.
GCGGCGGAAGCGGCUGCGGUGCAGGGGGGGGAGGCGGAGGAGAAGGAAGUGGAGGAGGGGGGUUUCUGCCGGUGGACGCGUCCGCGGAGCAGGCGAGAGCGUCACGUGGCUGCGGGUGGCUGCGGGAUCGGCUGCGCGGCUUCCGCGCCUCGGAUGCGUCUGCCGCCGGCGGAGCGGCGGGCGGGCGGGGAGGGGAGGGCGGGCAGGGAGGGGAGUGCAGCGGCGCGCGCGGCUGCGGUAGCGGCGCCAGCGGAUGGUCGAGUGUGGCGGCUCGAGGCGCGGGCGGCGGCGUGGCCUCGUCGGUGGCGGUGGGGGACCGGUGCUUCGUCACCUUUCGGUACGCGGGAGACGCGGAGCAGUCGCGCUCUGCGUGGCGGCCGUGGGAGCGGCUUGGCUCCUGGGUGUGCGCGCUGCUCUUCCUCGGCCCCUUCACGCUGGCGGGGGUCUGCUUCGGCCCCUCCUCCCGCCUCCUCGCGGGCUUCUUUCCGGGCCUCUCCCCCUCCCACCUCGCCAACCUGGGAGGCGUGAUCUGCGGCACCGCGGGCUUGCUCUUUGGCGGCUGCGACCCGCUCGGCUUGGGCUACCGCCUCCGGCGGCUUCGGAUGCUCGACCACCCCGAGGCCGCCAUCUGCACGCUGCUCGCCGGCGCUCUCGGCGGCGCCUUCGGCCUUGUCUUUGGGGCCGUCGCCGCGCGCGCCUUGGGCAUGGGCUCCCGCCGCGCCGCCGCGUACUCUGGCGGGCUGCUCGGCGCCGCGGGCGGCGCUGCGCUGGGCGCGACCUACGCAAAGCUCGCCGGGUACCCUCUCCGCCCCCCUGGCUGCUGCGGCAGGGACGGGGAGAGGGUUGCUAGGUUCGCUGGCUACUUACGCGUGCACCGCGCUCCGGAGCCGACCGACCUGAUCUGGAAGAACCUCCCGUACGAGGGCUCGACCUGUCGGCGCUGGGUGAUGCCGCUUGUCAACUGGGCAGUCAUCGUCAUCUCGAUCAUGCUCACCCUCAACAUCGUCCUCACCAUGACCGAGAUCAAGAUGCAGCUCGCCGGCAACCGAGAGACGGCGGCGUCGCUGCACGCCGACGGCGACGACACCGUGGACGCGCUUCUGCACCCGCUGGUGGAUUGGGUCUCCGCGCAGCUCACCGGCAUCCCGGGCAUCGACACGGAAAAGAGCCUCGUCGUCCUCAUCUCGGGCACCAUCGUCGGCCUCAACGUCGGCGCUCGCGUCGGGCUCGGCUUCCUCGUCGAGCUCGAGAAGCCGGGCUCGUGGAGCGCGAUGGAGCUCAAGACGAUGGUCACCUCGGCGAGCGUCUACAUCUUCAACUACGUGCUGCUCAUGCUGCGCGUCCACUCGCCGCUGCCCGACGGGGAGGGGUACACCGCGCUGCUCCUCAACUCGACGAAGCACGCCCUCUCCGCAGGCGACGAGUCGGUGGAAGGGGCGGUGCGGCUGUGCGCGGCGAUGCUGCAUGACGAGCUGAGUGAGGAGCCGGCCUCGCUGAGCGAGCCGUUCCAGCACGUCGCUCAGUGCGCCUCCGCCGCCUUCGGCGCCGCCCAGGCCACCUUCCGACAGGUGACUGGCGAGCUGGUCACCCGCCUCUACGGCUUCGACUGGUACGGCGAGUCGGGGGUGGUGACGCAGAUGGUUGUGAUCGCAAUCACGGACAUCGUGCUGCUCGUCCUCUUCUCGGAGGUGCUCACGCUGUGCAGGGUCGUUGCUAUGCGGGCCCUCGCCCGCUUCAAGCGCGCGCAGCGGAGCAUCAACGCCCUCUACGAGCCGCCGGUGUGGCGCUUCGCCGACCGGUACGCACACAUGCUCAAGAUGGCGGCGGUGGUGCUCGUCUUUGCGCCCGCGGCCCCGAUCCUCUACUUCAUCGGCGGCACCUCGCUGCUCCUCUCCGCCGCCGUGCAAAAGUUCAUGCUCAUCAAGGUGUACGCGCGGCCCAGUGCCCUCGACGACGAUUUGGCCAAGCGGUCUCGCGUCUUCCUGCAGGCCCUCCUCUUCCUGCACGUGACGAUGGCACCAAUCUUUUACGCUGAGCGCAACCACGCCGCGCUCUUCUUCUCGCGGGACGAGGAGUCGGAGGAGUCUGGCGCGGGGGGGCGCCGCUUCCAAGAGGCGCCCGGCCCGGCGGCGCUCGACCUCAACUCGGUGGACGAGUACGUCUGCCCGGCCGUCGGGCAGCGCAAGGGAGGCAUCGAGACGGGAGCCCUCCCCUCUGACGGCGGCCCCAACCCCCUGCCAAGUCUUACGGUUCCCUCGUUCAAUAUCGUGCGUCCGAUGGUCGCGCGUCCGGAGCAGCAGCAGGUCCUCCAGCGAGAGCACGCGACCGACGUGCGUGCGUACGUAAAGCCGAUUGUGACAAGCACGCCCCUUUUUGGUCAGCAGCCCGGCGCCAACAUCACCAUCGGUUGCUUGCGGCGCUUGCGGUACAUUGCUCGUGGGCACGGAGAUGGCAAGGCAGGACGGCUUCGCCGGCGCGCUCCCUGCGCCGGCAACCUCUCAAGAACGAGACCUAACAAAUAUCGCAUCGUUAUCUCGGCCAGCGACAUGGCAGUGAAGUGCGGCGGACCAUUUGCCUGGUCAAAAAUCAAGAAGGGGCCGGUCACGACGCCGUGCGCCGCUGCAAAGUCCAAGCACGCCUGCCACCCCCUCCCGCCGCCACGCCUCGCGACCGACUGGCCCCCUGGCUAA